GGUGUGCUGCUCACUGUCGUCCACAGCACACGGUGAUUGCUGACCACUCGCUGAGCGCCAGCCACAUGGAGACCACUAUGAAACUGCUGAAGACCAGGGUGCAGUCCCGCCUGGCCCUUCACAAACAGUUUGCAUCCCUGGAACAUGGCAUUGUACCAGUUACCAGUGAUUGUCAGUGCCUCUUCCCUGCAAAGGUUGUCUCCCGCCUGGUGAAGUGGGUGACCAUUGCCCAUGAGGAUUACAUGGAGCUGCAUUUCACCAAGGACAUUGUGGAGGCGGGACUGGCUGAGGACACCCAUCUCUACUACAUGGCACUCGUGGAAAGGGGCACAGCCAAACUCCAGGCUGCUGUGGUGCUGAAUCCUGGCUACUCUUCCAUCCCACCCAUUUUCCAGCUGUGUCUGAACUGGAAAGGGGAGAAAACCAAUAGCAACGAUGACAACAUUCGGGCCAUGGAGAGUGAGGUCAACGUGUGCUACAAGGAGCUGUGCGGCCCCCGGCCCAGCCAUCAGCUCUUGACCAACCAGCUGCAGCGCCUGUGUGUGCUGUUGGAUGUCUACCUGGAGACUGACAGCCACGACGACAGUGUGGAGGGGCCCAAGGAGUUUCCCCAAGAGAAGAUGUGUCUGCGGCUUUUCAGGGGUCCCAGCAGGAUGAAGCCAUUUAAAUAUAACCAUCCUCAAGGAUUCUUCAGCCAUCGCUGACCUUCCACUCAGCCUGUUGUUUCCCCCUAUGCCCGAAGUGCUGUGCCUCUAUUUUCUGCUUUGGCCCACAUGUGGCUCUUGAUAUUCUCCAAAGACAGGUUUUUUUAUUUUUAUUUCUAGCCUAUUAAAGUGUCACUUGACCAGGUGG
This is a messenger RNA of Leptonychotes weddellii (Weddell seal), 852 nucleotides long. Lineage: Eukaryota; Metazoa; Chordata; Mammalia; Carnivora; Phocidae. The record is from RefSeq and is a predicted model, not a curated record.